UACGUUUUUUUUAAUUGUAAUUAUCUACAUUGGCCAUUUUUGUGGCUUUUUGUUACAUGUUCUGAAUGAAUAAAUAAAUAAAUGCUAUUUACUGUCUAAAAAAGAUAUCAAAACUAAUAACCAAAUGGGAGUUACCGUGCUACAACCAUAUCAAAUACCGGAAGGAAAAACUGGAGCUCAAGCCAUUGAUUUCUUGACAAAGCGUCUGCUCGCUUUGGGAGCUGUGCACACCGGUCAAUUUCUGGUGGAUUGUGAAACCUAUAUAUCUGUUUCACCCCAUGGCCCAACCAAAUCGGUGCAUGCUCUUCAUAAUUCCGAAUAUCCUGUCACCACAUUUUCCAUAUUGGACACUGGCACUGGUAAACAAAUUCCCCUUGUUGCAGAUAAUUUGUUUGACAUGCUGAUGCUGAAAAUGAUCAAUGUUUCUACGCACAAAAAGCAAACCAAAAUUGAAUCAAAAGGAGCCAGGUUUGAAUAUGGAGAUUUCCUAAUUAAACUUGGUUCGGUUACAAUGUCGGAAAAUUUCAAAGGUAUUCUCAUCGAAAUUGAAUAUAGACCCUGUGUUGUACUCUUCUAUUGUUGGGAAAUGAUAAGAGAAGUGUUGCAAAGUUUCCUUGGAGUUACAGUGCCCAAGGAGUACCCUUCAUAUUUUACACCGCAACAAGUAGUUAAUGCCAUGGGACAGCAGCAGUUGCAUGCAAAACAGAAUGACAUAUAUGAACCCAUUGAUACGAUAAAUCAAUAUUUGGAACAUUUUACCAAUUACCGCAAACAAAAUAUGCCCCAGGUUUCUCAAUCGUCGUCGACUAUGUCAAUGAACACUGGAAUGAGAGUGCCGUAAUUAGCAGAUUUAUGUUAUUAAAUAUUUAUAUUGUAGAUAGUCGAACAGAAAAAUAAAAUAUAUAUUUAUAUUUGCUUAAAAGUAAAUAA
Messenger RNA from Stomoxys calcitrans (stable fly), 930 nucleotides. It is a transcript of the gene MED20, whose product is annotated as mediator of RNA polymerase II transcription subunit 20. Gene Ontology annotation, biological process: regulation of transcription by RNA polymerase II. NCBI's taxonomy places the organism in Eukaryota, Metazoa, Arthropoda, Insecta, Diptera, Muscidae. Gene Ontology annotation, cellular component: mediator complex. Bases 125 to 841 code for a protein of 238 amino acids. Gene Ontology annotation, molecular function: transcription coactivator activity. The record is from RefSeq and is a predicted model, not a curated record. The transcript has a single exon.